Exophiala viscosa is the source of this 3677-nucleotide messenger RNA. RefSeq lists its product as uncharacterized. The record is from RefSeq and is a predicted model, not a curated record. NCBI's taxonomy places the organism in Eukaryota, Fungi, Ascomycota, Eurotiomycetes, Chaetothyriales, Herpotrichiellaceae. Bases 264 to 3290 code for a protein of 1008 amino acids. The transcript has a single exon.
CGAUCUGGACUGCCACAGUUCUUACACAGCCUGCGCCUGCUGCAACCUAUUCCCAAACAGACCGCCCCAACAAUCAGCGCCCCAGCCUCUGAAACGCUACAAAUGACAAGCCUUGUCCGACAAGUUUUACAAGAUACCUCUUAGUGUUUCCGGAGCAAUUCUAUUUCAUUCCUGCUUACUUCCAGGAGAGACUUUUUGUGUUCGUGUGGGCAUUGCAAUGUGUGAAUGCUUCACGAAUCGAUUGUGGGGUCAAGUCAAUUAAGAUGACACAGCUGUGGCCGCCUUCCCCAAGCGUGGAAGACGAAGAUGUGGCAUUGGCAAAAGAGCAAGUCGUCGGUGUCCCAAUAGACAAACUCAAGACUGAGAAUCAACCCGCCGGCAGUCGAGGCUCGGUUGAUCAAUAUCCCAUCAUCCUCAACCAUGAUGGACCAGAUACGGACUUUACCCAAACACUAUCAGUCCACCCCGAAUAUGACCCAGGCUCGGAUAGUGUUGAUCUUAGCAAGGAAAAGCCUGCCAAUUUUCCUGUCGGCACAAACCCGGAGAAGAGGUUCAUUCUGGUAAUGGCUGAACAGUCGGCAAAAGCGGAGGAUGCUUUCCCUGAGACUUUGCACCGUUCCAAAUCGUUUACGCAGGUCGAGGACUAUGGUUUGUCAAGGGCAAGGCCCGAAGUCGCGAGAAUAAAUACAGAUCUCAGUAACGGACUGAAUGGGAUGACGCCUGGCAGGUGGCAUCAGCCGUCGCCUUAUACUCGGAGCCCUGCGGAAACUGUAGCGUCCACAGGACCUCAUCAAGCAGGAGCCACCUUGCUCUCCCCUAUGGACGCUCAUCAACCCAGAAGAUCCAUCUCUGUCCAUCAGACGUACCGUUCAACGCCUCAUGACAGAAGUGAUACGGAUCAUACUUUAAGCUCAAGGAGGAAACAUGACCGCAGUACAAGCCGAGCAUAUCGACAGAGUUUCUCUCACUAUGAUCGUUCCGAGACGGAGAAGGAGAGGAGCCCUACACUUGGCAGGAGAAGACACAGCCGGGGAAAGAGCACCAGUCGUCCGGAUAAUCGUUACCGCAGCCCAGCUCCGUCGCACAAUGGCUUUUCGGAGUAUUCCUACACAUCACAGGAGCACAUCACUCCACCUCAAAGUCCCAAAUUGUCGGCUGCUUUAGCUCGAUCUCCAGUAUCGGCCCGCCCAUCUGGCAGUCAUGGCCACGCUGCCAGAUAUGAUCACGAUAGGGUUAUCACCGACUCUCCGUAUGCCUCAUCAGCCGAGGAAGGACGUUUGAGGACACAUGGCUCCGAAGGCGAGAGAAGAAGCACGCGCGAAGGUCGUUCUCGACGAAGCUCACAUGCUCGUCGUGACAAGAGCGCUAAGCCUCACAUGAGUCGAGCACCAUCUCACCGUCGACACAGAGAUUCGAAGGACGAAUCGAAUCGUGGAUUGGGACCUUCUGAUGAGCGUCGUGGAGAUCAGACACCACUGUCUGGUCAAUCGCCCAGAGUUAUGGAGGACUAUUUUGAAAAAGCCUUCAUGGCAAAUCAAACCAAAAACCCCUCUUAUGCCCAACAACAGUCUCGAGCGGUAUCUCCUUUGGCUUCGCCACCGGACAGCCCUCCGAGAACACCACGGAACGAGAGACCACAGAGAGACCACCUCGGGUCUUCUUUCAAUGCUUCGAAUACGUCAAAACCAAGGACCCGUCCACCGUCCAUGGACGACAGCCAUCCCAAAGAUCUCAAGCCACUCACCUCCCUCCUCAGCGCCGCGACUUUGGGUGCUACCGUGGCCGGAAAGACCAUUCCGAGCCAUUCCCGGUCGAGUACCUCACUAUCCACGCUAGGAACACCCAGCAGUGGAUCUCAGACUAGACCAAGCAGUGGACAGAGAUCUCGGAGGCAUUCGCCCGUCCCCGAUGAUACGCCGGCAAUAACUCAUUCUUUGUCACGGACUAACUCGCUGUUAGCCGGAGACGACGGCACAAGCAUACGUACCAUGACUUAUACCGUUCAGCAGGAUCGAACUCUGCCAAGGACAUCUGCAUACCUUCCUGCGCCUGUGGAAAGCCCCCGCACCGCAACACGUGCUGCCUCAUAUUCAUUUCCUCCGGAAUCGCCGAGACCAAUGCCCCUUUACAGAGCAAUGUCAAGCGUGUCGACGCAGAGCUAUCAGCAAUCUGUGCAUCCUCCGACACAGCGAUCAACAAUGUCGAGGCCGGUAACGCCAGCGCCGGAGCAGGUUCCUGUAUUCGCAGCAGCACCCCUACGACCGGCUGCGCCGCCUCUAUGUCCCCGGUCGACGCCUGUCUCCGGACUGCACGACUGGUACACGAUCCGUGAUAUGCCGUAUCUGGAUUUCUGUCCGACAUGUAUGAGCUUCCUUGGCGCCACCCGCUUCCGCGAUCAUUUCAUUCCAAGCAUGUCCAGGGACCCUAGGCAGCCAGUCAUGUGUGCAAUGAAUAGGCCUUGGGUUCGUCUCGCCUGGAUGCAGUCGAUCAAGCACGACAAAAAGGACCUGCACCUUGUUUGGGAUAUGAGCACCCCGCCACCACAAGAGACGAAACCCUGCGCAGGGUCAAAGCCGGACUUGAGGAAAUGGCAUCACUUGGAGGAUCCAAGGACUAAGAGACCUAUCGAUGGUUUCGAUAUAUGUUCAGCCUGUGUCAGAAACAUUGAUAUAGUGUUUCCUAAGCUGCGAUCUCGUCUUUUUGACCGACCCAGCAACAAGCCGAACCAGGAGAAGAUUUGCGGUCUCAACAUAAGCAGUAAGCAUUUUUGGUCACUCCUGGCAGAGUUGGAAAGACUGGCCGAACGUUGGUCGAGGGAGCAUUUCAGGCAAAAGGACGUCCAAGACUUUGCCGACUACGUUCGACGAAUUUCAAGACAUCGUGAAUGUGCAAAGAACAACAUGCUCGGAAACGUAUCAUGGCACUUCAUACCUGAGCUUCCAGAGUUUACAAUCUGCGAAGAAUGCUACGAGGAGGUGGUUUGGCCUAUCAGAGACCGUCCUAUUGCAAAAGACGUGUCAAGGACACUCAAGCUUGUGCCGAAUUUGCGACGAAGCCACUCAGUGCUAGGGACAAGCUGCCAACUUUACAGUGACCGUAUGAGACGGAUCUUCCACGAAGCUGUCUCAAAGAAUGAUUUCGAGGGCUUGAAGACGGCGGCCAAACAACGAAUCAGCACGGAACAUUGGCUGUGGGAGAUGAACAAGCUGUACGAGGCGGACCAACGAAGGGGAAUCGAUAGGAGGACAGAGCUUGAGAACAAUAACUCGAUCUGGCGGUCGAUUGAAUAAUUAUGAGAAACUCAUGACUUACGAUUUAUGGAUCAAGAAAUGAGAAUGGCAUGAGAUGAUGACCAAAAAAGGGUUCCCGCUGGAAUCGUUGGAUAGACCAUUAUGACCUUGUAAUCAACCCAGCAUGAGGCUGUGAAAUUGGAUAUCUUCGAAAAAGUCGAAUCAUAAAUUCUUGUCGUAGGAGGUGUCGAAUAGCAUUCCUGACCACCAUCUAGAAUAUCUUGCCCAACACUUGUCUUACAUCCUCACUCAUCAUCUCCUUAUUCUUUCCAGCUUCUUUCGUCUGACCCUUGACUUCAUUCUGUCUCCACGUCCUUCUGACGUCGACAUCUGUAUUAGCAGUCCCGCCAUCAGCGUCGUCGGCAAUUUUCGGGUGUUUGCGCUUAG